GCUAGUCGCAACUUAAUCACUGGUCGUAAGUCGCAGUGUGAUGUGACCGUAUGACUUUUGACAUACAACUUAAUUACCAACAAACAAUACCAAAUACCUAUAAAUAUUUUAAAUUUAUAAAUUAAAUAUAAAAACCGCCAAGAUAUUUGAAAUUCACCAGGACUCAGGACUCUCUACCAAUACUAGUUCACUAGUACCAGUACCAGUUACAGUUCUAGCCUAAGAUGGUUCGUCAAUAACAACAAUCAUACAAACAAAUCGCAACAGUAACAGUAACAAGUGUUGAUAAAUAUAAUAUAUCAAAGAUCAAUAGUUAUAAUAAUAAGAGGAUAUAUUUUUUGAACUGUGAAAUGAUUAAAGAUAUGGUAGACGAUGAGGCAACUCAGGCCACAAAUGAUGACGCGAGUGAGUGCAAAAGACACGCGGUACAACUUGGAUACUGGACUGAUCCUUUUAUUAAUUUUUUUGUUCGUCAAACAAUACGCAAACCGCCAGAAAUAAAUCGCGGUUAUUAUGCAAGAGUUAAAGGGACUGAAUAUUUUAUUGAUAGAUUUUUAAAGUUAUCUGGUGGUAAAGGACAAAUAAUAAACUUGGGAGCUGGAUUUGAUACACUUUACUGGAGAUUAAAAGAUGCAAGAAAUAGUCCUCAAAAUUUUGUAGAGCUCGACUUUCCCAGUGUUACUGCUAAGAAAUGUUAUCAUAUUAAAAAACAUAAACAAUUAAUAGACAGGCUCAAUACUGAAGAUGGAGAAAUAAAAUUUUCCACAACAGACCUCCAUGCUGCAGAUUAUCAUCUCAUUGGAACAGAUCUGAGACAUAUAACAGAGUUAUCAAACAAAUUAACACAAGCAGAAGUUGACUUUAAUAGUCCAACAUUAUUUCUGUCUGAAUGUGUUCUCGUUUAUAUAGAUAGUAAUGCAGCCUCUGUCCUUAUUAAGUGGUUGGCUCAAAAGUUCCCUAAUAGUCUAUUUGUUAAUUAUGAGCAAGUCAAUAUGCGUGAUAAAUUUGGCCAAGUUAUGCUAUCUAAUUUACGAUGCCGUGGUUGUUUAUUAGCUGGCGUUGAAGACUGCGAGUCAUUAGAAACUCAACAGAGACGUUUUACCAUAAACGGAUGGGAAGGGUCGAGCGCAUGGACAAUGGUAGAAAUUUAUGAUUCACUACCAGAAUCUGAGAGAAUGAGAAUCGAACGAAUUGAAAUGUUAGACGAGAGAGAAUUAUUGACACAAUUAUUGCAACACUAUUGUAUUGCUAUUGCCUGGAAUGGACCGAUGUUCAAAAGUAUUGCAAUAGCCCAAGUUUAAUUAUGGCUAUAACUUAAAAGUAUAUUAUUAAUUAAUUAGAUAAUUAAUUAAUAAUAAUAAUAAUUAUAAUGAUAAUACGCCGCAACGUUACUCCAGGUAAAUGAAAAAAGAAAAGAAAAAAAAUAAUAAAUAUAAAAGGAUGUAAUGAAAUAAUUUUCAUUGUCAGGUACGUGAAAAAUUAUUUCGUAAGCUUUUAUUGUUGUCAUCGUGAUAAAAAAAAAUGAUAAAUAAACUCGUUGAAUUUUCCCGAGAGGAUAAAUAAAAAAAAUGAUAAAGUUUAUUUAGACUGAUCAAUUAUUGAAAAAUUAAUAUCAUAGAUAAACUUAAAUUAAUUAUCAAUACUGACAAUUAAAGUUUUUAAUUGGUAAUUAUAUGAUAAUAAUUGUUAUUAUUAUUAUUACACAGAAAAAAAGGAUUUCUUGGUGCAAGAUAAUUUUUUUAUUGAGAGAUGAAAGCAAAAUUUUCUUAGGACUAGAAAAAAUUAUAAUUCUGAAGUUAAUGGACAAUUCAAAAUUUUUGGAUUUUUUUUUCAACAGAUCAAUUGCAAUAAAACAAAAAUUAAAAAUAUGCACAUGUAGAAAAUUUAAAAAACUAUAGGUGCAAUUUUUUUAAAUAUUUUUUUUGUACAAUUUAUUGAUAAAAAACAAAUCCGAAAAUUAAUAGUCGUCGUCUAACUUCAAUAUCAUCAAAAACGUCUUGUUCUCAGGAAAUUUUUAUUUUCAAUUCGUAUGCAAAAUAUUUUGGCGGGCAAGUAAAAAUUUUUGUAAGGCGAGUGAUAAUUUUUUGCGUCAAGAAAUCCUUUUUUUUUGUGUAGAUAUUUUUGAUUCUUGAUAUAGUUUAAUCUUUGUACUACUUAUACCUCGGAAUGGAUUUUUUUCUGUGAUUUUAUAGUGAUUCCAGUGGAUAAAUAUUUAUAUUUAAAAGUAUUUUAAAUAAUUAUUCUCGGUUAAGAUGAGAAAAAGGUUUUUAUAAUUAUAAAAUAGGUUUUUUUUUGUUUUCUCAAUUAAAAAAAAAUUUUUUUUUUUAUUUAGAAUUGUUAUAAAAUAAAAUUUUACACUUAAAGGCGACUGUGAGCUGUAUUUAAAAAAUAAUUGUUAGUAUAAAUGUCAUUUUUUUUUAUAUUUAAUUGUUUUAUUAACGUUAAAAUUUUUAUUUUUUUUUUUUUUACAUUGAAUCGAUUUUAUUUUUCUUUCUUACUCGGUUUAAAUUUUAUAAAACUUUUAAAAUAUUUAACAAUCAGAGUAACAGAAAGUAAAAACAAUUAACAAUAUAGAUAUUUAUAAACUCGUCAAUAUUUUUAAUAAAUUUUUUUUUUGUAAAAGUAAUUACAGAAAAUUAAAAUAAUGAAUUUAAAAUAAAAAUUGAAAUUAAUUAAAUAAAAUAAAAUUUAAAAAAUCUAUUCUCGAGCGCGUUAAUUCGCAGUAGGAAAUUGUUAUAACAAUAAAUUUUUAAUUACUUCUAACAAUCGGCCUUUUAAGUUAAGAUUCUUUAUUAUUUUUUUAAAAUCUAAUGGAUAACAAUUUUAUAAUUAAUUUAUUGCUUGAUAGCUCAUUAAUUAUUGAUAGAUUUUUAAAAAAAUUUUUAUCGUACUACUAAAAGUAUUUUCAUAAAUUAAACUAAACUUCACUAAAUAGCUCGACUGCGAUUUAUCAAGUCUUUAAACUGAUUAUUUAACUACCAACUUUCUUAGUCAUAAAAAAAAAAAUUAUCAUUCUGUUUACUUAAAAAUUCGCGCAUAAGAUAAGAAAUUCAUUGAAAAUGAAUAAAAAUAAGUAUAAAUCAAUCAUGAGACUUAAACUUCAUAAAAUGGAUAAUCAGGGUCGUGGAUUUACUCAACGUAAAAAAAAAACAACUAAAUAUUUAUCUCAAAAUCAUAAAAUUUUGGCUUGGAUCAAUAAUUAAAAAUAAAAUAUUUAAUUCCCCGCUUAUUUUUUGCCAACAAUUUUUAAUUACAAUAAAGUUAUUAUUUUCAAAAUCGAAAAAUUUUUUAUGUAGAAAAUUUUCAACGCUUUUCGUUAAAUUCUUUGUCGUAUAAUAAAUUAAUUUGCUGUGUUAAAUAACUUUUUAAUUAAAAAUUAUUUUUGCAACACAAUUCUAUGACUCAGCUUUCAAAAAAAUGUUUUUACAUAAUAUUUUUCUCCCCGUAAUUAUUUGAAAAAUUUCUCCCCCUCACAUACACGCAGUAAUUUUUUUUGGCGUAUAAAAAUAAUCUAAAAAAAAAUUUAUGGCCAAAAAUGAACGAAGCCACAAAUAAAAAAAAAAAUUAAUUUUAUGUUACGCUACCAGAUAAAAUACUCAAUGUAAUACAUACUUAUCUGUAACAACAAGUUAAAUGUUUGAACGUUGUCUGAAAUGCUUAUCCUUGAACCUAGUCGCUAAAAAAAAAAAAAAAAGUAUAAGUAAAACUAAAAUUUGAAUAAAAAUAUGUAUAUUUUGCUGUUAAAAGUAUUUAAAAACUAAAUACCUGGAGUAACAUAUAUAUUAAAUAAAUGAAAAAAGAAGAAAUGAUAUAUUUUUCUGAAUAAAAAAAAAAAUUGUACGUCGAAUAUAAUCGCAGUGUCUAAAAAUAAUCAUCUCAUAAACUAUCAAUUGUAUUUUUCGAUGUGCUAAGACUGUUUUUUAUUUAGUACAUAAACUUAACUUGUCAAUCAUUAAUGCGCAAGUUUUUAUUAUGUAGGUAAAUAAUUUUGAUUAAUAUAAAUAUAUAUAUAUAUUGAAUAAUUUAUUAUGAUGAAAGAAAAGUGCGCAGUCGCUCAAAAAUUGUCCAGCCAAAUCAAUCAGUUUCACUAAUGAGUAAAUUAAAUUAUUAGUCAAUGGAUUAUUAAAUUAAAAGUAAAACUAAAAAAAAUCAAUUUAUCAACGAAUUAGCACAUGCAUAUUUUUUAUUGUAAUGCACCAAAGAUUACACGAGCUGUCUGCCAACACUAUUUUAUUCUUGUUAAAUAAAACUAAUACGAUUUAAAUUUAGCAUUAAAAAAUAUUUAUUAAUUAAUUGUAACUUUUAUUAAUGAGUUUAAUUAUUUUUCGAAUAUUACAUCAGCUGAAUAUUUUAAAUCAUUUUUUUUUCCUUUCAUUUAUGAAUAUGUAUGUUAUUAAUUUGUCUGUUAAUGAAUUUUUUGGUUAAAGUUUUUUUUUUAUGCCAUGAUUUUUUUUUUUCCAUAAAAGUUAAAAAGUUUUUCUUGAAAUAUUUUUUCUAAUAAUUAUAAAAAUUUGAGUAAUUUACAGAUUUUUUAAUUUUUUUGUAGCACUGAAUUUUUUCAAAUUAUCAAUGAGAAAAAAGAAAAAAAAGUUCUGUAAAUACGUAAAAUAUUUAAAGUAAAUUUGAUUUAUAAUUUUUUUCUGUCUUGCUGACCUUUUUCUGGGGUAAAUUGUUUUUGUGACGUUUGUAAAUAAAAAAUAUAAUUUCCUGUUUUAGAAUCACUGCUAGAUUAAUUUUUUUCAUUUUUUAAUUAAUAACUUAUUGAUCCACUUGAUGUUUCCACAAGAAUUUCUUUUUUAUUGAUUUUUAAUCAUAAAUAUAAAUCAGUGCAGGCAAUUCUGUUCUUUAAUUAAAAGAACAAAAUUUUAGGAAGUAUUAAUUUUUAUUAAAAAAAAUUUUCAAAAUCAAAACUUAAAUUUAAUUAUUUUGUGAUUUUCAUAAAUUAUUUUUUGUUGACCUUUCGACCGAAAGUUUCCCCAAUCGUAAUUAAUUAUUAAACUAUUUAAUAAUUAAUUUUGACUCCUAAAUAACUAAAUCACUCUCAGUAAUUAAAAACUCUUCUAAUAACUUAAUGAAAACUUUUAAAUUAAAAGUUAAAUAUUCAGCUGAUAAAAUUACUAUAAAUUUUUAAAUAUUUUUUCGCAACAAUUUAAUAAUUUCCACUAAUUAUAAAUUUUAUUUUAUAAUUCUGCUUCUCGUUAAUUUAUUUUUCAGUACAACAGUUUAAUGUUGACGUAAAAUUAAAAAAAAACUUGAAUCCUUAUCAAAUAAUUUAAAAAUAAAAUUGCUAUUAAUAAUUUUUUUAAAAAUUAAUAAGAUAAUAAAUUUAUUGAAGUAAUUUUAGUCAUGUGCUUCCAUUUAUAAUUAUUUUAAAAAUAAUAACCAUAAUCAAAGAUAAUUUAUCUUAACAAAUAAAUUUUACUUAAAAAUAAAAUUUACUCAGCAAAUAAAUUUAAAAAAUCAUAAAUUGCUUAAUUAUUUAGUUG
Microplitis demolitor is the source of this 5486-nucleotide messenger RNA. RefSeq names its product leucine carboxyl methyltransferase 1. Gene Ontology annotation, cellular component: cytosol. Gene Ontology annotation, biological process: C-terminal protein methylation. The transcript is spliced from 4 exons. Gene Ontology annotation, molecular function: protein C-terminal leucine carboxyl O-methyltransferase activity. The record is from RefSeq and is a predicted model, not a curated record. Lineage: Eukaryota; Metazoa; Arthropoda; Insecta; Hymenoptera; Braconidae. The coding region runs from base 351 to 1301 and encodes 316 amino acids.